AAUAAUGCUCCAGUGAGCACCGCAGCCUGCACAGCGCCAGGUUCGGGCUGGCGGGGGCCUGUGCGGGAGGAUUGCACAGGAGCUGUCUCUCCUUUCAUGCCAGUGAGUGGCUGGCGGAAGAGUCUGGACAGAGCCAUUACUCACCAGUCUCGCUUUUGUUUAACCGCCCAGCAGCGCUUGUCUGAAGUUUUGAAUAGGAGCAAAACUUGGAAGCAGCCAGAGAGAGACACAUCUCCGACCCCUGGCUCCAGGAGCCCAGGAAAACUGCGUGGCACAACACUCCUGCUUCAUGGGGAGCCGCCCCUUAAUCUGGGAGAAGAGAGCACAGAGCCAUCUGAAUGAAGGAUAAAGGGAUGCCAGCGUGCCAGCUCUUGGCACUGGCUUGCAUCUUGCUGGGCUCUGCUUUGGGGGAGUUCCCGGUACACCGCCACCUGGAGAAGCUGCCCCCCCAGGUGCCUCUGCAGCAAGCUCCAGGCUUGAAGGAACGUUUCCUGCUGCUUUCGCUGCACAACAAACUGCGGAGCAAAGUCCAGCCGCCCGCUGCCAACAUGCAGAGGAUGGACUGGAGUGAGAAGCUGGCCCAGCUGGCCCAGGAGCGAGCAGCCAGCUGCCUGGUGGGGGCCCUGCCCCGCCCUCCACACCACACCCAGCAUCUGGGCUGGAAUGCCCAGCUGCUCCCCGCCGGGGCGGCCAGCUUUGCCGCCGUGGUGGAGCUGUGGUUCAGCGAGGGAUGGAGCUAUGACUAUCACGCAGCACAGUGCCUGGAGAACGCCACCUGCAGCCACUACACCCAGCUGGUCUGGGCCACCUCCAGCAGGCUGGGCUGCGGGAAGCAUGCCUGCAUCGAGGGCCAGGAGAGGAGAGAGGCUUUCGUCUGCGCCUACUCCCCAGGGGGGAACUGGGAGAUGAAUGGGAAGACGAUCGUCCCUUACAAGAAAGGAGCCUGGUGUUCACUCUGCACCUCAGGAUGCUCCGGAUGCUUCAAGUCGUGGGAUCACAGUGGGGGGCUGUGUGAGGUCCCCAGGAACCCCUGUCGGAUGACCUGCAGGAACGACGGGCGGUUGAACAUGAGCACCUGCCACUGCGACUGCCUGCCAGGGUACACGGGCCGGUACUGCCAAGUGAAAUGCAGCAUCCAGUGUCUCCAUGGAAGGUUCAGGGAGGAGGAAUGUUCCUGCCUCUGUGACAUCGGCUACGGCGGAGCAGAGUGUGGCACGAAGGUUCAGUUCCCUUUCCACACGUGCGACCUGAGGAUAGACGGGGACUGCUUCAUGGUUUCCUCUGAGGCAGACACGUACUAUGGAGCCAAAAUAAAAUGCCAGGAGAAAGGAGCCAUGCUGGCCCAGAUCACAAAUCAGAAAGUGCAAGAUAUUCUGGCCUUUUACCUGGGGCGUUUGGAACCCACCAAUGAGGUGACAGAACCGGAUUUUGAAACCCGGAACUUCUGGAUCGGUCUGACCUAUAAAACAUCCAAGGAUUUGUUCCGCUGGGACACGGGCGCCCAGUACUCCUUCACCAGCUUCGCGUUCGGCCAGCCAGACAGCCAGCGGUUUGGGAACUGCGUUGAGCUCCAGGCAUCGGCCGCCUUCAACUGGAACGACCAGCGCUGCAAGACCCGAAACCGCUACAUCUGCCAGUUUGCUCAGGAGCACAUCUUCCUGUGGCAGCCCGAGCCCUGAGCCUGCACAGCUUCUGGCUGCUGAGUGGUGAGCGCGACAUCGCCUCCAGCCCGCAGGCGGCUUGAGAGAAAGAACCCGCUGCUGCUGUUCUGCCAGGUCUUCUACCGCCCCCCUGGGCGCUCGGCCCAUCCCAGCCAUGCUGACACCCCCCUGAGGGCCGGGGGCCAGAGGUGGCGCCAGGACCUGCCGAAUGCUCCAGAGACAGUGCUUCCAGGGCUGCCCUUCCAGACCGGAGCGGGAGCGUGGGGGGGCCAGAUCAACCUGCACAGCUGCUCCGGGGGCCCUGACUCCACCAGAGCCAUCGCAGUCUAGCCAGGUGGGGGUCUCUGGGGUGCAUCCCAGCCCCUUGCCCAUGGAACAGCCCCGAGUUCCUGUAAAACAGCCCCUCCCUCACACGUGGCCGCGGGGCAGAAGCAGCUGCUUCGUGUCCCCACCCCCUUCCUCUGGGGCACGAUGGCACACCUGCGCAGGGAGCCCCUCGCUUCUCCCGGCUGUGCCAGAGGGAGCAGGGCGCUCCCCAUGGGUUCCCCUAGUCCAUCGCUUUGCGGCCCUGAGACGGAAUAGGGCCGGCUUAGCGGACUCUGCGGGACUCGCUGGUGGGAGCGGGCUGGGGAGCUGAGUGGCGCAGAGUCUGUCCUGCCUAGAGCUGGCGGUGCUCUGCCAGGGCUGUGGGCCCCCCCAAAUCACAGCCGAGAUGCGCCCUGUGGAGAAGGCAGAUGUGGCUGCUGGGUCUAGGACUCGGUGUCCAGUCGCUAGCCAGGGCCAUCCCGCCUCCCGCUGUAGCCCGGCUGCAGGAGGCAGCCUUCCCCGGGCAGGCAGGUGCAGCGUGGCCACGAUCUCGGUCCCAUGCCCCUUCGCUCUGCCAGUCGGCCCCGCCACGGCUCAGUACUGACGAAGCCGGGUAGCUCCAGUACCAACCCGCUCUCAGCUCCCGGAGGCCUAGAGGCUUUUCUGUUCAGGCCUGUUCUUUCGCGCUGUGCAGCAGCUCUCCGGCCUAAGCGACACGAACUCGAGACCUGGGGCUGUUCUAAUAAAGCUGGCCUCUGUCUCCAGCUGCAGGGCUGGCCCAGGUGAGCGGUGGGAGCCACCUGCCUUGGCGUGGGGCAAAAGGAGGAGAAAAAUGGGGAGUGGUGAAAGCAAAAGCCAGGGGCCCUCCUCAGCAUGUCACCUGCUCCCUGCUGCAAUCAUCUCUCCUGCCACUUCCCACUGGCAUCCUACACUGGGCUAGGGCCCCCCUCCUGCCUGCCAUCCCAGGGCUCAGCUUGCCUUCCCCCUCAGCUGCUGUCCUGCACUGUGGCUGGCCUAGAUGGGCAAGGAGGGAUAGCUUAGGGGUUUGAGUAUUAGCCUGCUAAAUCCAGGCUUGUGAGCUCAGCCCUUGAGGUGGCCAUGUAGGGAUCUGGGGCAAAAAUCUGUCUGGGGAUGGGUCCUGCUUUGGGCAGGGGGUUGGACUAGAUGCCUCCUGAGAUCCUAUGAAGGAACUGCUCUGCCAGGAGCUGUGUGUGGCCAGGUCCCCAGGGAAUGGGAGGGUUGCAUUUCUCAACUCAACAGCCCACAUGGGAGAUCAUGAAGUGCCCUGCAAAGGAAAAGAAAGCAAGGGGGCUUGGGCCAUUUUCUGCUGGAGGGAGGGGCUCUGCUUGGGUUUUAUACUGGAAAUUCAGAGCCUGUCUGGCCAGGCAGACUUGCAGGUAACUAGGGAGCUAGUGUAAACGAGGGAGGAAAAGACGAGGUUUAGUUCUUAGCACUGGGUGGGGGUGUCUAGGGUCAGGCCAUGGUGCAAGGUGCUGUACA
This is a messenger RNA of Chelonoidis abingdonii (Abingdon island giant tortoise), 3467 nucleotides long. RefSeq names its product C-type lectin domain family 18 member C (gene CLEC18C). The record is from RefSeq and is a predicted model, not a curated record. Lineage: Eukaryota; Metazoa; Chordata; Testudines; Testudinidae.